UGUUGGGUAGAUAGGAGAGGCUAGUUCUCUCUCUCUCUUGUUGUUGUGGUGUCAACAUGGGAGGACCUUCUCCUCCACUCUUCUGGGCAAGAGUGCCCCAGAGAAUUUUUCCCAAAAUUCCCAAAAUCAAUCGACUUAUCAAUUAUAUUUGUGAGAGAGAGAGAGUGUGGACUCGACCCUCCGUCCUAUAAUAGUCAAUUAUAGUUUGGCCACAUCAUGGGCAACCAUGCGACUUCGGGGGAGCGCCGGGACCGUAACAAACCCGGGGACUCUUUUCCGCCGUACUCCCCCGGGAGGGUCGACGGUCAGGCCUUCACCUUCGACAAACAUAAGGGCCAGAAGGGACUCCAGCAGCAACCGUCAGAGGAAGAUCACGAACCUGUCGUCAUAAAACCCAUACAGUCAGAGAAAGAAAAUGAGGACCCAGUACCGGCCCGACCGCGGCCGGCACUUGCACAAUGUAACAAGAAGAUGCUUCCAUUUGUCAUCAAGUGGGUGGGCGGAGGCCAGACGGUCGCCAUCGCUGGAACUUUCAACGACUGGCAGCCGAUACCCAUGGUCAAGAGUGAGAAAGACUUUGUGGCCAUCGUGGACCUGCCGGAAGGCGAGCACCAAUAUAAGUUCUUGGUCGACGGGGAGUGGAAGCUCAACUGGAAUGAGAGUGCUGUCAACAAUGAUGUAGGCUCGCAGAACAACACCAUCACCAUCAACGAGAGCGACUUCGAAGAGUUCGAGAACGCCCUGUUGAGGGACCCCAACGACAACAAUAAGGACAAGCCGCUAGGCAGUCAGUCGCAGAACAAGGAGAAAGUGGAGGUGGACAAGAAAGAUGAGUUUAGUCAAGAAAUUCCUGAGUACCAACAGUCGGAGAAGAUUCGAGGGCCGCCGGUGCUACCACCUCACCUUCUCCAGGUCAUUCUUAACAAAGAUACACCCAUUUCUUGUGAGCCGACGCUUCUCCCCGAGCCCAACCACGUCAUGCUGAACCACAUGUACGCUCUGAGCAUCCGCGAUGGCAUGAUGGUGCUCUCCACCUCCCAUCGUUUCCGCAAGAAGUGCGUCACCACGCUCAUUUACCGGCCCAUCGAGUAGUCGGCAGCUGGCCCUCCAGAGGACCCCGAAAGCCCAUGCGGCAAAAAUGGCAGCAACUUGCGGGAUUAUGCUCGUCAUGGGCAAGAUUUGAACAUUUUUCAAUGGGUUUAGUUUGUCAAGUGACGAGCGCUGUGCUGCUCAUCCCCUAAUAUAUUGCAGAUAAAGAAUUUAAUUUUUAAAAUAAGACAUAAUUGCUACAAAAUUAGGUGACAUUUUUAUCUGAAAUUUUUAAUUUAAUAUUAAUUUUAUACAAUUUAAAAAAGGCUCUGAUUUUACAUAAAAUUUUGGGUACACUGGAACUAUGAGGUAAAAAUUUUGGGUACACUGGAACUAUGAGGUAAAAAUUUUGGGUACACUGGAACUAUGAGGUAAAAAUUUUGGGUACACUGGAACUAUGAGGUAAAAAAUUUUGGGUACACUGGAACUAUGAGGUAAAAACACUUAACACUGUAUAGCCAUAUACCUGAAGUUAGAUUAUUUGAAUGUUAAGUUUAAUAUAGUUGUCUGAAGAUAACAUAUAAGGAUAACUUUAACAAAACUAUAUAUACGUAGUAUAAAUAACAAAAAAAGGCACAAUACCAUGACUGGAACGAUACACAAAUAACCCGUACAUAGAAGAGAGGAGCUUAUGAUGGCAUUUUGAUCCGACUUGGACCAUUUACAGUGUGACUUUGUAAAUGGCCCAAGUCAGACCGAAACAUCGUCAUAAGCUCCUCUCUUCUAUGUGCAAGUUAUUUGUGUAUACGCAGUAUAUUUUAAUAUUAAUAAGACAAGAAAUGGUAAUACAAAAUUAAAGUAGUAUAUUGAUAAUUUUAGUUAUAAUUAUUGGGGUAGAAAUAGUGACAAUGAAUGUAUAUCAGUGGAAUUGUCCCAGUAUGCUAUAUAUGGUACAUUCAUCAUUUAUAUUUUAUCUAUGUAAAGUUACAUCAGAUUCAUGUGUUUUAUAAAUGGCUUGAAGCAGCUGUGAGAGAGAGAGAGAGAGUUUUUGGUAUCAACUAGUGGAGAGUUCUAUUUAAGUUUAGUAUCAGAGCUAUACUGUGGUACCUCAAGUUUUGAACUUACGUCGUUCGGAGAGUUCUAUUUAAGUUUAGUAUCAGAGCUAUACAGUGGUACCUCAAGUUUUGAACUUACAUCAUUCGGAGAGUUCUAUUUAAGUUUAGUAUCAGAUGUAUACAGUGGUACCUCAAGUUUUGAACUUACGUCGUUCGGAGAGUUCUAUUUAAGUUUAGUAUCAGAGCUAUACAGUGGUACCUCAAGUUUUGAACUUACGUCGUUCGGAGAGUUCUAUUUAAGUUUAGUAUCAGAGCUAUACAGUGGUACCUCAAGUUUUGAA
Molecule: messenger RNA, 2425 nt
Organism: Cherax quadricarinatus
Lineage: Eukaryota; Metazoa; Arthropoda; Malacostraca; Decapoda; Parastacidae
Gene: alc
Product: 5'-AMP-activated protein kinase subunit beta-1
Biological process (GO): signal transduction
Cellular component (GO): nucleotide-activated protein kinase complex; nucleus; cytoplasm
Molecular function (GO): protein kinase binding
Source: RefSeq, a predicted model, not a curated record